AUGAGUCGUGACUGAUACUCUUACACUAAUACGACCAUGGACAACGAUGAUACGCUUGCUACCCUCCUCAACAGCCACCCAAUCUUUUCUACGCCAUCCAAGGCUUUUCUUCCUUCUCAUGAUUCAUCUCUCGAACUUUCUACGAAUACUCUUUCUUCUUUCAAGCCGGCAAACGUCUCAGACAAUAGCGCAACCGGUCGACGACAAGUUAUGGUACUCAGAGAUACGGACCUCAUUCUGGCUGCUGGGAAAGAACUAAGAAUAACCUCGCUAUCCGAUGCAAAAGCUCGGCGAAGUCAUACGAAGAAUUAUAAGACACUUCAUACUCCCAACAUCCAAUUCAAAAUUGACCAGAUAGCUUUGAACUCGAGCGGAAAACUUCUGGCAGUCGCUGGCGCUUUCCAAUUAGCUGUGGUUGUUCUGCCGCGUGCAGGUUAUUCCCGACUAGUACCCGAUAUAAUUGAUUGCAAGUCUAUUCAGAUAGGUCAAUUUUAUCACGGGUCAGAUUCUGCUGUACCCAUCGCCAAGAUUGAGUGGCAUCCUUGGGGAGAGGCUGGUUCGACAUUGAUGGUAAUGACUAUAGACGGAAAGCUCAGGGAAUACGAUAUAUCAGUGGAUACCGAGGAACCUCAGCAAGUUUUGACCUUCGCCCCCGAGAAGAAAGCUGGAAGGUCAUUCGUCGCAGAGGACGCUUCGGAACGCGAAGUCGUGUCUUUCACCCUCGGAAAAGGAAAAGCGGACUGGGGUCCACUUACCGUUUACGCUGUUAUGAGAUCAGGAGACGUUUACUCUAUAUGCCCUUAUAUGCCUCGAAAUUCAUCUAUUCCCUCCGCCUAUAUCCACUCGCUCGAAUGCUUCAUCUCCGCAAAACAGGAAUUUCUUGCACAAGAGACGACUACACAGGCCAAUAGAAAUAUGUCUAUGCUCUAUGAUUACCAACACAAGUACGUCGAUGCUUUGUUAAAGCAGCUACCUCCUGGAACAGUUUUCCCUGCCCCAUCACGCUCAGUUCUUAUACACCCUCCUACCAUUAUCAAAGCACCUCCUGCACGUCAAGGUCCUUUCCUGUUACAGCCCUCUCCUAGGAUGCUUGAUGAAAGUGAGGGUGGUGAUGCCACGGAUAUUGUAUAUCUCUCCUAUAGCCAGACUGAAGAGACCGUCGGUGAUGCUGAGGAUGGAGUAGCGGAAAAUCUCGAUGUCAUUCUUAUUACCUACCAAGAUGGGAAAAUUGAUGUCUGUUUGGAUGUGGAGAAGGUAGAAGCAAGAUGGCAAAGCAAGAAUGCAAACCACGAUCUCCCUAUGCUCGCCGUGUACGAAUGCAUUGAUCUAGGUCUAGUAUCGCUGUUGAGCUCCCCCUCCUCGGCACAAGGCUCUCAUUCAGCCCUAGAUUUGAUACAAGGGAAUUAUCCAGUAUUUUCAGUCGAUCCAAUACACAGCGACACGAUUUACGUAUAUCAUGCAUUUGGUGUCCACGCACUAUAUCUGCGACCGACACUGGAAAUAUUGUUUUCCGCAUUGCAUUCUUCCGACGCCGUCUCGGAGUUCUCGGAACUCUCAUCUGUGACCGCUGUCCAGUCAAUUCUAUCGACAUUUUCUGUCGAAAGAAAGUCCUCAAAUCCGGUAAUCGCUCUGGCCAUACCGGACGACGUGUAUCUAUCCUACAGUAUCUAUAUUCUAACAUCGGCAAUGCGCAUUACUUCAUUUUCCUUGAAUCCCCGUCCUGAAUCCCCACUUCCGAAAUCUCCUGCCGAUAACAACUUAGUACAAUCGACGAGCCGCCAUCUGGAACUCCUCGGAGACACGCCUCCGUACACAUCCCUGCUUGGCACAGAGCCUUGGAUGCCGCCAUCGAUCCUAUCACGAAACACAGGGCUUCCAUUCAAUCCUCGCCUCUCUUUGCCAAAAGAUGCGUCACAGCGAGAAUUUAUGCUCACGCCAGAUACACUGCGGUAUCUCGCGACAGUUGUGACCCGAUAUAGUGAUCAAGUGCGGGAAGUGGAAUUGGCACAACACAGCGCAGAAGGUCGUGCUGCACUACAAAUCCAAGAAGUCAUAAGACAAACCACUAAAUGCCGUGAACUUCUUGCCAUCGUGGAAAGAAUAAAAGAAUCCCGAAGAGAGGCUAGUCAAGAUAGGAUACAAAAAGUGCAGCAAGGACAAAAGAUUCUACUCAAGAGAUUGGAUCGAAUGUUGCAAGUCAUGAUGGAGAAAGCGUCUCCAGAACUCAGCGAGCAUGAGACCAAAUGGUUUGACGAGCUCAAGCGCUUGAAGGAAGCUGUGAUAGGUGCCGAUAGAUAUGAUGAAAGUUCAUUGUCUACAAGGAUUCGAACACUGGAACGUGAAUAUGCCAGGUUGAUGCCAAGUCUCAAAGCUCUGUUGGAAAAAGAACGUCGACGACACAACCAAGCUAUGACUGAAAACCCCGGUCUUGGCUUUUCACAAGCAUUCGAAUUCGGGGAACGGUCAAAUCAUGAGCGCGCUCGACUAACAGAACUGGAACAAGACGUAAUCCAACUCGCAGCAAAGCUAGAUGUCACCCUAGGAAAACCACCAUUAGCCAAGUAAUUGCUUGACGAAAUUUGUAGAUGUUGAUAAUUGUUAUAAUCAGUUCGUUGAUCGUAGCUUCCUUGAGCCGGGCGUGACGC
This is a messenger RNA of Lentinula edodes (shiitake mushroom), 2645 nucleotides long. RefSeq lists its product as uncharacterized. The transcript is spliced from 9 exons. Bases 37 to 2565 code for a protein of 842 amino acids. NCBI's taxonomy places the organism in Eukaryota, Fungi, Basidiomycota, Agaricomycetes, Agaricales, Omphalotaceae. Gene Ontology annotation, cellular component: nuclear pore. The record is from RefSeq and is a predicted model, not a curated record. Gene Ontology annotation, molecular function: structural constituent of nuclear pore. Gene Ontology annotation, biological process: ribosomal small subunit export from nucleus; protein import into nucleus; mRNA export from nucleus.